Hemicordylus capensis (graceful crag lizard) is the source of this 5550-nucleotide messenger RNA. RefSeq names its product crumbs cell polarity complex component 2 (gene CRB2). Gene Ontology annotation, cellular component: protein-containing complex; plasma membrane. Gene Ontology annotation, biological process: establishment or maintenance of epithelial cell apical/basal polarity; heterophilic cell-cell adhesion. Lineage: Eukaryota; Metazoa; Chordata; Lepidosauria; Squamata; Cordylidae. The coding region runs from base 227 to 4699 and encodes 1490 amino acids. Gene Ontology annotation, molecular function: calcium ion binding. The transcript has 13 exons. The record is from RefSeq and is a predicted model, not a curated record.
GAGAGGGUCUGCCAACAGCAAAGGUCACCAGGUGGCGUGCAGAACCCCAGUCUCUGGACCAGGAGGGUGCCUUCUGUGUACAGUAAAAGCUGCGCGCCCUGCAACGCCUUUUGCAUGUGCCAUCCUUCUGUGGAAGAAGAAUUGUUACCUUUAUUCAUCUCAUUCGCUCUUGAAUGACUGGGAUGUUUUCAGCUCUCCUGAUUACUUAUUAAAGGCCUAUUGAUCGAUGUUUCAGGCUUCUGCUGGGAGAAGAGGCCUCGCAGAAUCGUCUGUCACACCAAUGGCAUCGGAGAUUAAGGUGAGCGGGCAGAAGGCUGAAGCUUCGCCAGCGCCACAACCAGGACUCGCCUCUUCCGAACUGGCCGUCAGCUCCUGCUCCUCUGCCCCAUGCAGGAACGGAGGGACCUGCCAGGUCCUGCCAGGGGGCUACCGUUGCCUCUGCCCCCAGAGCCCCCUGGCCUACAUGGGGACACACUGCGAGCUCCUCUACGAGGCUUGCGCUGGGCAGCCGUGCCCGCCGGGGUGGAGCUGCAGCGGGGAGCCCGGACUCUGGAGUUACGGCUGCCACUGCCCUCCCGGCGCGACGGGUCCUGGCUGUGGCACGGAGGGCCCCGUCUGCCAGAGGCGCCCUUGCCCGCAGCCUCCUUGGCAGUGCGUGGAGCUGCCCGGCGGCUACGGCUGCCGCUGCCAGGCAGGGGAGGAGAGCUGCCCGGCGGGGCCCUCCGUGUGCUCCAGCCAGCCCUGCCACCACAACGGGACCUGCGUGGAGAGCGCCGGGGGGUAUGCCUGCCUGUGCCAGCCUGGCCACGCCGGGGACCGCUGCGAGGAGGAUGUGGACGACUGUGCCUCCAGCCCCUGCCAGAACGGCGCCCUCUGCCUGGACCGGCUCGGCGCCUACAGCUGCUUCUGCGUGCCGGGCUUCCAGGGCCACCACUGCGAAAUCGACAUCAACGAAUGUGCCUCCCGGCCCUGCCGGCACAACGGCACCUGCCUCAACCAGAGGGACCACUACGUCUGCCAGUGCCUGCCCGGCUACACAGGCGUGAACUGCGAUGUGGAGAUUGACGAGUGUGAGUCGGGCCCCUGCUGGAACAGCGGCACCUGCAGCGACCACGUUGGGUUCUUCCUCUGCUCCUGCCUGCCAGGCUACGAGGGGGCCCAGUGCGAGGUGGAGACGGACGAGUGCCAGAGCCAGCCCUGUCUCCACGGAGGGCGGUGCCAGGACCUGGUCAACAGCUACCGGUGCGACUGCCACAGCACUGGCUUCGGAGGGCAGCACUGUGAGCUGGAGAUCUUGGAGUGUGCCUCCCAGCCCUGCCAGAAUGGGGCCUCCUGCCUGGAGGGAAUCGGAGGCUACAGCUGUGCCUGCUGGCCAGGUUAUGUUGGGGAGCACUGUGAAGAAGACGUGGAUGAGUGUGCCCCGCGGCCCUGCCUCCACGGUGGCCAGUGCUCCCAGCGCUCCAACCAGAGCUACUACGGAGAGGACAGCCGCUUCCCAGCCCAGUUCAGCUACCAGGAGGCUGCCGGCUUCGUCUGCAGCUGCCAGCCAGGCUUUGAGGGCAAGACCUGCUCCAUCAACACGGACGAGUGUGAGUCCCAGCCGUGCCAGAACGGAGGCCGCUGCGUGGACCUGGUGAACAGCUAUCGGUGUCACUGCCUGCCCGGGUUCUCAGGGGUGGAGUGCGCCACGGACAUCGACGAGUGCGAGGAGCACCCCUGUGAGAAUGGGGGCGUCUGUGAGGACAGCGUGGCCGACUACACCUGCCACUGCAGCCCCAGUGCGGAGGGCGUGGCCUGGGGGGGCAAGAACUGCUCCGUGGAGCUGACGGGCUGCCAGACCCACCGCUGCCAGAACGAGGCCUUGUGCGUCCCCACCUUCCUGUCCGGGGCCCACGGACACCGGUGCCAGUGCCAGCCCGGCUUCUCCGGGCCCAGCUGCUCGACCUCCACCACCUUCUCCUUCACCGCCAGCGUCUACCUCCUCCUCAACGUGUCCGCCAGCAGCAGCGGGAAGAACACCAGCCUUGUGGCAGGCAGCCCCCUGGCCAGCGUGGCCCUCCGGUUCCGGACCACCCUGCCCGAUGCCACCCUCUUUCACCGAGGGGAGGCGGCCGAGCACCUUGCUCUGGAGCUCUCGGGGGGCCGCCUGCGGGCAACGUUGGCCACUCCGGAGGCCACGUCGUCCCUCACCCUGGAGGCCCCGCCGGUGAACGAUGGCGGCUGGCACCAGGCCGAGGUGCUGCUCCUGCGGGAUUCCCUGGAGCUCCGCCUGUGGCACAGAGCCUGCCCUGCAGGGGUCUGCCGGCAGAGCCGUCCCCUGGGAGCGGAGGCCGCCGCCGCCACGGCCUCCCUGCCCUCCUUCUCCCAAGUCUACAUCGGAGGAAUCGAGGAGGGGCUGGCAGCUCGCCCGGCGGGGAGUUUCCUCGGCUGCCUGGAAGACCUGCAGAUCGAUUCCGAGGCCGUCCUGCCCCAGGAGCUGGCCAGCGGCUCGCAGCCCGUGGGCUUCCAGCUGGGCUGCGAGAGGACAGAGUGGUGCCGCUCACAGCCUUGUGCCCACGGCGGCCAAUGCCUCGACCUCUGGGCAGACUUCCGCUGCCGCUGCCCUCGGCCUUACGAAGGCCACACCUGCUCCGCCGAGUCUCCUGCAGGGACCUUCGGCCCAGACAACUCCUCCAGCGUGGCCACUUUCACCCUCGGCCACAGUCCAGGGCCAGACUUCAACCUCUCCUUCUUCGUCCGGACACUGAAGCCCAGUGGCCUGCUGGUCCAGAUCCGCAACGCAAGCGGGGCUUUCCUGAGCGUCUACCUGGAGAGCGGGCAGCUCUGGCUGGAGGCGCCCCCGGCCGCUCCCACCGGCCUCUCCGGACAGCUGGCCGAUGGCAGAAGGCACUUGGUGACGCUUGCCUUCCACGGAGACAGUGCUCGGGCCAGCCUUCUCAGCCGGGAGGAGGAGCUGGGCCCUCUGCGGGUGCCGCCUCUCGCCGCGGGCUGCGAGGUCCACGUGGGAGGACUCCCCGGCCAGGAGGCGCUGGGCGCCUGGGGAGGGCCGUUUAAAGGCUGCCUUCAGGACGUCCGGCUUAACCACCACCAGCUGCAGUUCUUCCCUCACCUGCUCAGUAACGACACGGAGCGGCAAGAGAUGGUCGAGGGAGAAGCCACCAACGUGCUCUUGGGAUGCGUCUCGGAUGAUACCUGCAAGGCGGGGCCCUGCCUCAACGGCGGCUGCUGCACUGUCACCUGGAACGACUUUGACUGCAGCUGCCCGGCCAACUUCACCGGCAAGCGCUGUGAGGAGCGGGUCUGGUGCAGGAGCGAGCCGUGCCCCCCGGCGGCCGCCACUUGCCUGGACGUCCCUGCUGGCUACUUCUGCCUGGCCAAUGCCACGUUUUAUGGCCACAGCCCAGUGGAAUUCGUGACCAACGCAAGCAUCACCAGAGCCCUCCACAGCCUCCGCCUGGACUUCCGGACACGGGACGAAGAUGCUGUCCUGCUGCGGGCCGUCCAGGAGGUGGACUCUCUCCUGGUGGCUGUCCGGAACGCCUCCCUGCUGGUGGAAAUAAGGAGUGGGAACGGCGUUGAGGGGGCCAGCUUCCUCGGCCCGCAGUCCAUCUCCGACGGCUCCUGGCACGAGCUCGUGCUGACCAUGGAAGAGCCCUCCGCCCUGUCCUCCAGGUGGCACCUCCAUCUGGACGGAUCCAUCAACACAACCCUCCAGGGGACUGCUGGGAGUCUGGGCUUCCUCAGAAGCAACGCGGUCGUUGUCCUGGCUGAAAACUUCACCGGCUGCCUCGGGCAGGCAGACAUCGGGGGCGUCUUCCUGCCACUGGCUGCCCACAUUGCCUACCCACAGCCGGAGCAGUUCCUGCAGGCGAGCGGUGGGGCCGCCCUUCUAGGCUGCCAGGGGGCGGACGUGUGUGCCUCCAGCCCCUGCCAGCACGCGGGCGCCUGCCAGGACCUCUUCAACGCCUUCCGCUGCGCCUGCGGCCCUGGCUGGGAGGGGCCGCGGUGCGAGGCCAACAUCGACGACUGCAAGGCCAGGCCCUGCGUCCACGGCAGCUGCGUGGACGAGGUGGCCGACUUCCAGUGCGAGUGCGACAAGGGCUACAUCGGGAAGCGCUGCCAGAUCAACGUGGACGACUGCAUCCGCCACCAGUGCCAGCACGGGGGCAGCUGCGUGGACGGCGUCUACAGCUACUCCUGCCAGUGCCCCCCGCAGUACACGGGCCCUCACUGCGAGUGGCCGUUCCCCCCUGAGCAGUGCGGCCAGAACUUCACCUGCCUGAACGGCGGCAGGUGCACAAGCGGCCCCUGGGGCGCCAACUGCACGUGCAAGCCGGGCUACUCGGGCAGAAGGUGCCAGACCAACAUCAACGACUGUGACCCCAAUCCCUGCCAGAACGGGGGCACCUGCCAGGAUUCGGUCAACCGGUACCGGUGCGUCUGCAGCGCCAGCUACACAGGCGAGCGCUGUGAUGUGGAUCGCCCCGCCUGGGCCCAGUUCAGCAGCUCCUCGCUGGUGGGAGCCGUGGGAGCCACCGGGGCCGCGGUCCUCAUCACGCUCUUUGGCCUCUCCGUCGCCGCCAUGAAGAAGAGGCGGGCCACGCAAGGGACCUACAGCCCGAGCCGCCAGGAGAAAGACGGGGCCCGAGUGGAGAUGUGGAACGUCAUCAAGCUGCCCCCCAUGGAGCGGCUGAUCUGAGCCUCGCUCGCUCGCCAGGGCCGCCGGGCGACUCCAGAGGCCCCUGCGUGCGGGAGCCUGCCCUCCGCUUGCACGAUGCGGCAGGGCUGGGAGUGCCGCACGAGCCGGGCGCUGGCCAGGGCACAGGACCCUUCUGGAUGAGGGCUGGCGCCAGUGCGGGACCCAGAGAGCGCAGCUCUGCCAGGGCUGGCCCGGCAAGAAGAGGGCCAGAGGCCGGGGAGAGAAGGACCGGCUGCGGCCGAGGGCCAAGCGCCACGCAGCAGCAGCAGCAGCCGCCCAAGUGCCUUGCGGGCGAGCUGGACCUUGAGGGGCAGCACCUUGGACAGGUCAACGAGCAGCCCGCCUCCCUCCUCCCCCACCCGGGACGCAGGAGAGGGCAAGCCCGGCCAAGGAGAGCCCCCUCCCUCCUGGCGGUGGCUGCGCGCACACACACACGCACGCACCACACGGGUGGGUUCCUCGCCAUCUCGGGUCCAAAGCAUGUCCAAGGCCACACACCCAAAUGGUUUGCUCCCUGCCCCUGGCCACAGAAUGGGCAUGUGAAACAACCCGCCAGGACGUGGCAGCCCCCCCCAGCCCCCUCCCCCCCAAAAGACUUGCCUCGCUGUCCCAGGAGUGCCACGAGACGCAGCCCCCGCCAGGGGUCUCCCGACCCGGGUUUCAACCUCUCUGCUCAAGGGAUGGGUGUUUUCUCCACUGUGAACUUAAGUUACUUUUGAUAUUUAAUGAUGGAUCUACUAUUUUUUCACCAAGAUGAUUUGCUACAGUUGACCGCAACAUUCCUUCGAAGAAGAGGGGAAAAGACGGAUCAUUGUUGUAAUUAAAAGCUGCAUAGAUUUGUACAGACUAAA